Molecule: messenger RNA, 2580 nt
Organism: Perca flavescens (yellow perch)
Lineage: Eukaryota; Metazoa; Chordata; Actinopteri; Perciformes; Percidae
Product: extracellular calcium-sensing receptor
Exons: 6
Coding region: 1-2580 (859 amino acids)
Biological process (GO): G protein-coupled receptor signaling pathway
Cellular component (GO): plasma membrane
Molecular function (GO): G protein-coupled receptor activity
Source: RefSeq, a predicted model, not a curated record
AUGUUUGACUGCUUCUAUGUAAUGUUACUGUUUGUGCUUCUUGUGGGAGCCUUUGGAGCAGAGGAAGACACUGCACUCUGUGAGAUACUGGGGAGCCCAGAGUUUCCUCUGUUAUCUAAGGAAGGAGAUAUCACUAUUGGAGGAGUUUUCUCCAUCCAUAGCCAAAUAUCAAGGCCUCCGCUCACCUUCACAGAUGCUCCAGAACCUCUCAAAUGCUCCAGGAUAAAUUUUAGGGAAUUUCGUUUUGCCCAAACAAUGAUUUUUGCCAUUCAUGAGAUCAACAAUAGCAGCUCCCUGCUGCCCAAUAUUUCAAUUGGUUAUAAAAUAUUUGACGGCUGUGGUUCAAAUCUGCCUUCAACACGUGCAGUGAUGGGUCUAAUAAAUGGGCCAGAGAGGACUUUGGAAAAAACCUGCUCCAGCCAUUUAUCUGUUCAUGCGAUCGUCGGAGCCUCUGAGUCCUCUUCUACCAUUGCGAUGCUACAAAUUUCAGGGAUUUUCCAAAUACCAGUGGUCAGCCACUUUGCCACUUGUGCUUGUCUGAGUAACAAAAAGGAGUACCCCUCCUUCUUCAGAACCAUCCCUAGUGACUACCAUCAGAGCAGGGCCUUGGCAAAACUGGUAAAGCACUUUGGCUGGACAUGGGUUGGGGCAGUUAGAAGUGACAAUGAUUAUGGUAACAAUGGCAUGGCAACAUUUAUCACAGCUGCGAGUCAGGAAGGGGUCUGUAUUGAGUACUCAGAGGCCAUCUCAAGGACUGAUCCAAGUGAGCAGGUUGCCAGGGUAGUCAGAGUUAUCCAAAGCGGCAGUGCCAGGGUAUUAGUUGCAUUCCUGGCCCAGGGUGAGAUGGACAUUCUGCUUGAGGAAGCUCUGAAGCAGAACUUGACUGGGCUGCAGUGGGUGGGCAGUGAGUCCUGGAUUACAGCACGUCAUCUGGCCACUAAAGGGUACUCAAGAAUUCUAACAGGGUCUCUGGGCUUCACCAUCAGAAAAUCAAACAUCACAGGCCUGCGAGAGUUUCUUUUGCAGGUUAACCCAAGUCAAGACCCUUAUAAUAAUAUGCUGAGAGAGUUCUGGGAAGCCACAUUUGGUUGCAGUUUCCAAUCCAGUCCACACGGUCAGACCCAGUGCUCUGGCACUGAGAGGCUACAGGAUAUCAAAAAUCCUUUCACAGAUGUGUCGGAGCUAAGGAUAUCUAACAAUGUGUAUAAGGCUGUGUAUGCUGUGGCUAAUGCCAUGCAUAACGUGUUAAAAUGUGGACAAAGUGACGAAGUGGUGAAUCACCCGUGUAUCUGGAAAGAUGCUUUAGAGUCAAAACAGGUUGUGAAACACCUCCGAGAUGUGAAUUUCACUCUUCAGUCAGGAGAAAGAGUGUACUUUGAUGAAAAUGGAGACCCUACAGCGACGUAUGAGCUGGUGAACUGGCAGAGAAACCAAGCAGGAGAUGUUGUGUUUGUGGCUGUAGGGCGCUACGACGCCUCACUACCAAAUGGAAAGCAGUUUACCAUGAAUGGAAUAAACACUACAUGGGCUGCCGAAUCCCUGGAGAGGCCACAGUCUGUCUGCAGUGAAAGUUGUCUGCCAGGUUUCCGGCAGGCUGUGAUUAAAGGCAAACCCAUCUGCUGUUUCUCCUGUAUCGCCUGUGCUGCUGGGGAGAUAAGCAACUUCAGCAAUUCUGCUGAGUGCUCACGGUGUCCACUGGAGUACUGGUCAGAUGAAGAUCACAGCCAGUGUGUUCCAAAGGUGAUCGAGUUCCUAUCUUAUGGAGAAACCAUGGGCGCCCUGCUCACUGGUUUCUCAUUGUUUGGAGCAAGUUUAACACUGGUGGUGUCAUGUGUCUUCUUUUGGUUUCGUCACACACCUCUUGUCAAAGCCAGUAACUCUGAGCUGAGCUUCCUGCUGCUCUUCUCCUUGACUCUGUGUUUCCUGUGUUCGCUGACGUUCAUAGGCCGGCCCUCUGAGUGGUCCUGCAUGCUGCGACACACAGCUUUUGGCAUCACCUUUGCCUUGUGCAUGUCUUGUAUCUUGGCUAAAACCAUAGCAGUGGUGAUUGCCUUUAAGGCCAAAAGGCCAGCAAACACAGUUCCUCAGUGUUCUGCUCCGCUCCAGAGAACAAGUGUUCUUAGCUGUACUUUACUGCAGGUGUUAGUCUGUAUGCUGUGGUUGACUCUUGCCCCACCAUUUCCAUACCAAAAUACAGCUCAUGCCACUGAAAGGAUAAUUCUAGAGUGUGAUUUAGGUUCACCUAUAGGGUUCUGGGCUGUGCUGGGGUAUAUAGGACUCCUGGCUGUGCUAUGCUUCAUCCUUGCUUUUCUGGCUCGAAAGCUGCCGGAUAAUUUCAAUGAAGCUAAGUUCAUCACCUUCAGCAUGCUGAUAUUCUGUGCAGUUUGGGUCACUUUUAUCCCAGCGUAUGUUAGCUCUCCUGGGAAGUUCACUGUAGCUGUGGAGAUAUUUGCCAUUCUGGCCUCUAGCUUUGGGCUGCUCUUCUGUAUAUUUGCUCCAAAAUGUUAUAUUUUACUUUUAAAACCAGAGAAAAAUACUAAAAAACAUAUGAUGGGGAGAAACCAAUUAAUAUCACCAUAA